Messenger RNA from Salvelinus sp. IW2-2015, 2252 nucleotides. It is a transcript of the gene rufy1, whose product is annotated as RUN and FYVE domain containing 1. The record is from RefSeq and is a predicted model, not a curated record. Gene Ontology annotation, cellular component: cytoplasm. Lineage: Eukaryota; Metazoa; Chordata; Actinopteri; Salmoniformes; Salmonidae. Gene Ontology annotation, biological process: regulation of endocytosis; protein transport. Gene Ontology annotation, molecular function: metal ion binding.
CCUUGUGUCACGUGUUUCAUUAUGAAAAAAUGGCCGACGGGGUAAGUGAAACAAACACAGCUGCUGAGGAAAGCGACGCCAAAGAAGAGGACCCCAAAGUUUUGGAAGUUCUUCCAGACAGCCACCCUGUUGGCGUUAGCAGCGAUGAUGAGACUUCAAAAGACAAACCGGCGACCGAGAGCAACUGGUCAACACCGAUCCUGUCGCUGGCACGGAAGGCAACCGAGACGAUCAGCAGUGGGGUCAGCUACGGUGCAGCUUUGAGAAACGCCACAUCUUCGGGAUCUGCCGCGAGCUCUCCGAAGUGUCCGACUAAACAAAACUCUACCGAGAAUGACACCAACGCUAACCAAUACCUACCAGCGGUGAAGGACUAUAUGGCUGUGGAGCGCUCCAACCUGUUCAGUAUGAUGAAGCUGAGUAUUAAGGGCCUGAUCCAGUCUUCUCUGAGUCUGGGCAGAACCCUGGACUCUGACUACCCUCCUCUGCAGCAGUUCUUUGUGGUUCUGGAGCAGUGCCUCAAACACGGACUGAAAGUGAAGAAGUCAUUCAUCAAUCAGAAUAAGUCUAUCUGGGGUCCUCUGGAGCUGGUUCAGAAGCUGUGUCCUGAUUCUACUGAUAUUACCACCAGUGCCAGAGACCUGCCAGGGCUAAAGACUGGGUUGGGUCGGGCUCGGGCCUGGUUGCAUCUGGCCCUGAUGCAGAAGAAGUUGUCUGACUACCUGAAAGCCCUGCUGGACCAUAAGGACCUCCUGGUUGAGUUCUAUGAUCCAGGAGCGUUGAUGAUGGAGGAGGAGGGGACAGUGAUAGGAGGGAUGCUGGUGGGGCUAAACGUCAUUGAUGCUAACCUCUGUAUCAAAGGAGAGGACCUGGACUCCCAGGUGGGGGUCAUAGACUUCUCCUUGUACCUGAAGGACCCUAUGACCACUGAGACCACUAAGGAUGAUACUAAGCUGACCGCCAUAUUGGACCAGAAGCACUACAUCGAGGAGCUGAACAGACACCUGAGCUGCUCUGUCUCUGACCUGCAGGCCAAGAUGGACUCCAUAGAGAAGACCAACGGCAAGCUCAUUGAGGAGUUGACGGCAGCGACAGACAGAAUUAACUCUUUACGGGAGGAACAGGAAACCCUGAGACAUGAGAAUGAGACCAUCGUCCAGAGCAGCCAGAAGAAAGAGGAGGCGACCCUGGAGGACAGUGCAGUAGAGCUGGAGACAUACAGACAGACACGGCAGGGCCUGGAUGAGAUGUACAGUGUGGUGUGGAAACAGUACCAGGAGGAGAAGCGCAUCAGACAGGAGUUGGAGAGGGAGCUGAAGCUGCAGGUAGGACUAAAGCAGGAGAUGGAGAUGGCCAUGAGGCUGCUGGAGAAAGACACACAUGAGAAACAGGACACACUGCAAGCUCUCCGACAACAACUAGACCAGGUCAAAACCCUCAACCUGCAGAUGUUCCAUAAGACACAGGACUGUGAGCGUGAGGCCCAGAGGAAGCAGGAGGAAGAGGGACAACUGGAGGAGAAGAUAAACCAGAUGAAGACCAACAUUAAGGAGAUGGAGCAGAGACUGCAGAACUCUGAACGUGAUCGCAGACAAAGUGACCAGAUGGACAGGGACAUGAGAACAGAGCUGGAGGGCAGGGUAGACUCCCUACAGAAACAACUGUCUGACCUGGACACACUGAGGCUGGGUCUGGAGAGUGAUCUGUGCAGUGAGAAGGAGCAGAGACAGGCCAUUCAGAGAGCUCUACAGAGAGAACAGGACAACAGCACUGAGCUACGCACCCAACUACAGCAGAUACAGGGGCUACACACGGAGCUGCAGGAUGUUCGUCAGGAGAAGCAGCAGCUCCAGCAGACCUGUCAGGAGCAGGAGACGGCCUUACAGGAGAUGGGCCUACACCUCAGCCAGUCUAAACUGAAGAUGGAGGACUUCAAAGAGGUCAACAAAGCCCUGAAGGGCCAAGCCUGGCUGAAAGACGAUGAGGCUACACAGUGUAAACAGUGUCAGAAGGAGUUCUCCAUCGCUCGCAGAAAGCACCACUGUAGGAACUGUGGAGAUAUCUACUGUAACAGUUGUUCUACUAAUGAGUUGGCCUUGCCCUCCUACCCCCGACCUGUACGAGUCUGUGACAUCUGUCACUCUCUACUGCUGCAGAGGAGCAUCUCUUCCUCCUGACGGAACACACACACACACACAUCUUCCUCCACCUGACAGAACACACACCUCUUCUUCCUCCUGACAGAACACACA